Pan troglodytes (chimpanzee) is the source of this 1086-nucleotide messenger RNA. RefSeq names its product troponin T1, slow skeletal type (gene TNNT1). The transcript has 10 exons. Gene Ontology annotation, biological process: slow-twitch skeletal muscle fiber contraction; sarcomere organization; regulation of muscle contraction. Gene Ontology annotation, cellular component: troponin complex. The record is from RefSeq and is a predicted model, not a curated record. Lineage: Eukaryota; Metazoa; Chordata; Mammalia; Primates; Hominidae. The coding region runs from base 22 to 1002 and encodes 326 amino acids. Gene Ontology annotation, molecular function: tropomyosin binding; troponin T binding.
GGAGUGGGCCGGCCCUAUGGGAUGGGGACACGCCCAGGAGCUCUUGGGAGGGGAGGCGAGGAGUGUGGCACUUUGGCGGGGAAGGGGCGGCUCAGCCCGAGGGCCCUCGCCCGCCCUCUCCGGGUCUGGCGCGUCUCCUCGCGCCAUCCCUGCACCGCCAGGGGGAACGUGCCCAUCGCAGCCGAGGCCAGAGGGUCCCCCGUCCAGCAGAGACUGGAACCCUGGUCUCUGGCCACCGCCCCCAUCCCUCCCCCAGCUCCUAACGCCUUCUCUUCUGUGCCCCCAUCUCCAGAGGAGGCUGCGGAGGAGGAGGAGGAAGAAGAGGAACGCCCCAAACCAAGCCGCCCCGUGGUGCCUCCUUUGAUCCCGCCAAAGAUCCCAGAAGGGGAGCGCGUUGACUUCGAUGACAUCCACCGCAAGCGCAUGGAGAAAGACCUGCUGGAGCUGCAGACACUCAUCGAUGUACAUUUCGAGCAGCGGAAGAAGGAGGAAGAGGAGCUGGUUGCCUUGAAGGAGCGCAUUGAGCGGCGCCGGUCAGAGAGAGCCGAGCAACAGCGCUUCAGAACUGAGAAGGAACGCGAACGUCAGGCUAAGCUGGCGGAGGAGAAGAUGAGGAAGGAAGAGGAAGAGGCCAAGAAGCGGGCAGAGGAUGAUGCCAAGAAAAAGAAGGUGCUGUCCAACAUGGGGGCCCAUUUUGGCGGCUACCUGGUCAAGGCAGAACAGAAGCGUGGUAAGCGGCAGACGGGGCGGGAGAUGAAGGUGCGCAUCCUCUCUGAGCGUAAGAAGCCUCUGGAAAUUGACUACAUGGGGGAGGAACAGCUCCGGGAGAAAGCCCAGGAGCUGUCGGACUGGAUCCACCAGCUGGAGUCUGAGAAGUUCGACCUGAUGGCGAAGCUGAAACAGCAGAAAUAUGAGAUCAACGUGCUGUACAACCGCAUCAGCCACGCCCAGAAGUUCCGGAAGGGGGCAGGGAAGGGCCGCGUUGGAGGCCGCUGGAAGUGAGGAUGCCGCCCCGGACAGUGGCACCCGCGAAGCCUGGGAGUGUUUGUCCCAUCAGUAGCUUGAAAUAAACGCUUCCCUCAGACA